AUGGCUUCAACGUUCAAACUCAAACAUCAGUGGACCUCAAACCUGGGGCUAGGAAGGCGGUUGCAGACGCUGAUUGCUGCUGACAACGAGACCGUUCGAGAGGCAGCAUCUGCCUCAGCCUCGGCCAAUCGAACUGGAGAGCGGACCAAGCCUGCGAAGACGGAGGCAAGUGCCUCCUUUAUGAUCGAGGAGGAGCCAGCCAUGCAGGUUGGGAAGCUCUUGAAAGCAGAGCUAGAUGGCUUGGAUGCGACGAAGUUCAUGACCACAGACAUGGACAAGCUAGUGGCUGACUGCGUAGUUUUCAUGGUUGCUUUGGUCAAGUUGACCUUGAGGCCCAGCAAAAAGAUGCUGGAGGCAGCUGCGAAAGCAGCAUUCUCAAAGCCGACCGAGCAGGAUUGCGAGAAGUUUGCCAGUGCUAUAUGCCGAGGCAUACAGUACUGCAGGAAGAAGGUGUCGAGCAUGACUUCAGGCAAAAAGCUGGACCCAGAUGUCAACACGUUAUGCCGGACCUUGGUUAAGGGUCACCUCGUCAUGUGCGAGCUCGUCCGUGCCGAGCUCGCCAGCCAAGCCACUUCGAAAGGUGAAGCUGUGGAGGCACAGGUCGACCUCAUCGAUCCAGAGUCUGAAGACUUAUCCCUCCAGUUUCGUGGCUACGGCUACACCAAAGAAAAGAAUGAGCAGCCCUGUUCUGGCAGUCAUAUCAUCCUCGGACGAAGACGAAGCCCGUGA
Messenger RNA from Symbiodinium sp. CCMP2592, 729 nucleotides. The record is from the annotation of a GenBank genome assembly. Lineage: Eukaryota; Dinophyceae; Suessiales; Symbiodiniaceae.